AUGUUUAUUUGGUUAAAAUAUUCCUUAAAACUGAAUGAUAAUGUUACGGUAAAACCUUUUAUAUGGUCAUUAUUUAAUUGGAGACCAAAAGAAGGUCAAAUUCCGAUCGCAAAACAAGAAGUUCUCUUAAAGCAAGGAAUUGAUCAAGAUGAACUUAAAUUAUACAUCAAUUAUCAUUAUAAAAAAUUUACUUGCUUUAUGUUAAUUUACAUUUCACUUGCUCAAAUUUUACAAUCAUUUGCACCUGAUGUUUCGGAUAUCCCUUAUCCCAUUAGAGUUAUAAAAUUCUAUUAUGAUGGGACUCCAUUUAUCUCUUUAUUUGUUUUAUUAUACUGUUAUAUUUAUGCUUGUAUGAUAUGUAGUUCAAUGACUUAUCUUCAUGAGAUAUUUAUUAUUAUUUCGGCACAUUUAUUGUCUCACAUCUAUUCAACACCAAAUUCUUUAUUACAUACAAAGUUAACCACAGAUCAAUUGGAUUCUUUGAAGCUAUGGUUAAUUUCUUUCCUUUUUUAUUCAAAUCCCAUUUAUAAUCAUCCUUAUUUAUCACAAAGUCCAAAAGAUUUGUGGCAUAAUAGGUGGCAUCAAUUAUUUAGAAUAUUCUUUGUUGAAUUAGGUUACAAACCUACUUGUCAUAUCCUUUCUUUUGCCCCUAUCAAAUUACAAAGAUUUUUUAGUAUCUUGGCUGCUUUUACCGUUAGUGGUAUCUUACAUGAAUAUAUUUUAUAUUGUUCAAAUAGAUAUUUUACUUUAGAACAAUUAUCUUACUUUUGGUUUAAUGCGAUAGUUUUGAUAAUUUGGGAAUUAUCUAUAAAUUCUAAGGAAGAAAAAACUAAAGGUCAAGAAUAUCUUUUGAAGAAAAUCAGAAAUAGUCUAUUUAUGAACAUUUUUGCUAUUUUCACCAUUCCCUGGUUUAUUGAACCUUACAUAAGAUGCGAACAUUAUAAUACAGCAAUGCAUUUUGUCAAAAAAAAUUAA
Molecule: messenger RNA, 975 nt
Organism: Funneliformis geosporum
Lineage: Eukaryota; Fungi; Glomeromycota; Glomeromycetes; Glomerales; Glomeraceae
Source: the annotation of a GenBank genome assembly